GGCUACGUGGAUCGGAUGCUCAGGACAGCAUCCUUCCAGCUCGGAGACGACGUUAUGAUUGUUGAUGAAAGUCAUGGAGCCGCAGCUGAAAUCCCAAUUAAAUCAGAAACCCUAGCGAGAGCCGGUACAUCACUCGAAGACCAGGCACAGCAGUUCAUCAUGGACAAACUGUGGCACUUCGUCAGCUCGCGGUCUUUGAGGUACAGGCUGCUGAAUGAUGCAGACCUGGUGAUCUCUGGCAAACAGGAGAAGGACGGAAGCCUUGGUGUUGGUGUAUCAAUGAAACCACCAAAGGUCUUCGAAAGUGGAAGAGGCCGUCAGAAGCCGUUCGGGCCUGUGUUGGCCUUGGCUGCUCUUAAAUUCGGAUUAUUCGGUGCCCUGACCUUCAAGGUCUUGGCCCUCAUGGUCGGAAAGGCCCUACUGAUCUCAAAGAUUGCCCUUUUACUAUCAACCAUCAUCGGAUUGAAGAAGCUAUUCUCUUCUCAGGCUAUUGUCAAAAAGGACUAAGUCAAUUGGAUGACUGAUACUGAAUGGAGUUAACGGCGAUACUUACCUCAACA
Messenger RNA from Spodoptera litura, 560 nucleotides. It is a transcript of the gene Osi3, whose product is annotated as Osiris 3. Lineage: Eukaryota; Metazoa; Arthropoda; Insecta; Lepidoptera; Noctuidae. Gene Ontology annotation, cellular component: membrane. The record is from RefSeq and is a predicted model, not a curated record.